Racocetra persica is the source of this 317-nucleotide messenger RNA. Lineage: Eukaryota; Fungi; Glomeromycota; Glomeromycetes; Diversisporales; Gigasporaceae. The record is from the annotation of a GenBank genome assembly.
AAUUAGAACUAUUAGAUGCAGAAGAAGAAUAUGUUAUUGAGAAACAAAUUAAUGAGCUAGAAACAAAUGAUGAUUUCAAAAUGUUGCAAAAAAUAUUAGAUGAAUUAAUUAAAGAAAAUGGAGAUUUAAAAAAAUUAAAUUUUAACAAUUCUAAACAAAUAAUUGAGCUAAACAAACAAAUGGGGUUUUCAAAUUCUAAAAGGUUGAAGGAUAAAAAGAAUAAAGAAUUUCAAGAAGUGAAAGAGAGACCGAGAAGUAGCCAAAAAAGUAUUCAAGAUCUUAAAUUAAUUCAGCAACAACUUCAAAAGCAUCGCUAA